This is a messenger RNA of Gossypium raimondii (Peruvian cotton), 867 nucleotides long. Its product is annotated as F-box protein At5g67140. Gene Ontology annotation, cellular component: SCF ubiquitin ligase complex. Gene Ontology annotation, molecular function: protein binding. NCBI's taxonomy places the organism in Eukaryota, Viridiplantae, Streptophyta, Magnoliopsida, Malvales, Malvaceae. The transcript has 5 exons. Gene Ontology annotation, biological process: SCF-dependent proteasomal ubiquitin-dependent protein catabolic process. The record is from RefSeq and is a predicted model, not a curated record. Bases 98 to 784 code for a protein of 228 amino acids.
UAACUUUCAACUCCCCUUUGUCAGCUUCAUUUUAAACUAGUACGAAACCUUAAAAGGAAAAUUCCCCAAAAAACAAAUACUGUGUUGUGUAAAGAGAAUGGAGGAGGAGGCAGAAAUUGAUCGGUUGCCGAUAGACUUGUUGGCUCAUAUACUGGUGAUGAUCACUUCUUUCACCGAUUUAGCCCAGGCAAGUGGGGUUUGUAGGAAAUGGAAACAAGGGGUGAAACAGGCUCUGGCUAGAAGACACACCCUGAGUUUUGCUGGUUGUAAAAUGGACGAUGAGUCCACUUCUCGUCUCGUUCGUCAUGCUUAUAGCCUCGAAGAACUCGACAUUUCAAGGAGUCGUUGGGGUUGCCAAAUAACUGACAAUGGACUAUACCAAAUCUCAUUAGCUAAGUGUGUUAGCAACUUGACAUCAGUUUCCCUUUGGGGUAUGACAGGGAUCACUGAUAAAGGUGUUGUUCAAUUGAUAACCAGAGCCAAUUCCUUGAAACACCUGAAUAUUGGUGGUACAUUUAUCACCGAUGAAUCCUUAUCCGCCAUUGCCCAUAGCUGUCCACAUUUAAAGAGCAUCGUGCUAUGGAGUUGCCGUCAUGUUACAGAAAGUGGGCUGUUUGUUCUUGUCAAUAAAUGUCGUAAACUAGGGUCGAUCAAUGUGUGGGGAACUAGAGUUUCCUUAGACUGUUUCAUUGGUUUGCUUACUAUCCGACCAGCUCUUCAAAUAAAACCACAAGGUUUGCCAUUAAACGUCGGAGCAGUCGCCACCAUGUUACCUGUUGUUUAAGGUGUUCAUCCUUCUGGGGAUUUCGAUUAUUGUCAUAUGAAUUUGUUGAUUCAAUAAAUUGAACAGAAGAAUCUCUCAAGAAA